AUGGCCUCGACAACCACAGCCACGAGCCCCAGAGUGGCUACCACGAGCCCCAGAGUGGCUACCACGAGCCCCAGAGUGGCUACCACAAACCCCAGGCUGGCUACCACGAGCCCCAGAGUGGCUACCACAAACCCCAGAGUGGCUACCACGAGCCCCAGAGUGGCUACCACGAGCCCCAGAGUGGCUACCACAAACCCCAGGCUGGCUACCACGAGCCCCAGAGUGGCUACCACGAGCCCCAGAGUGGCUACCACGAGCUGCAGAGUGGCUACCACGAGCCCCAGAGUGGCUACCACGAGCCCCAGAGUGGCUACCAUGAGCCCCAGAGUGGCUACCAGGAGCCCCAGAGUGGCUACCAGGAGCCCCAGGCUGGCUACCACAAACCCCAGGGUGGCUACCAAGAGUCCCAGGGUGGCUACCAAGGCCACGAGCCCCAGGGCUACCAGCCCUACGAGGGUUACGAGGCCGAGCCGGGCUACGAGAGGAGAGCCCUGGGCCAGGAGCCCCCCGGGCCACCCCCAGAGCUGAACUCAAGGCCGGACCUGCCCCCCCCCGCCCCCCCUCCCCCCCCUCCGGGCUACCCCCCCGCCCCCAAUUACAGCGCCCCCCCCCCAAAUUUCAGCUCCCCUCCCCCCAAAUUUCAGCGCCCCUCCCCCCCCGAAUUUCAGCGCCCCUCCCCCAACUACGGCGCCCCCCCCCCUAAUUACUCGGCGCCCCCCCCCACGGGUCCCGACCCCCCGCAGCCCCCCCCGAGCCGGAAGCGUCCAUUCCAGGAGCCGCGGGGGAGGGGCCACUACGGGCACCGCCAGGAGAAGAGGGCUCGCUCCCCGCAGCCGCCGCCCGAGGAGGAGGAGGAGGAGGACGACUUCGACGACUCCCUGGUGGCCGUGGACACCUACAACUGCGACCUGCACUUCCGGGUGGCGCGGGACAGGUACAGCGGCUACCCGCUGACCACGGAGGGCUUCGCCUACCUCUGGUGUGGGGCCAGGGCCACCUACGGCGUCCGGCAGGGACGCGUCUGCUACGAGAUGAGGGUGCUGGAGGAGAUCUCGGUGCGGCACCUGCCGAGCUCAGAGCCCGACCCGCACGUGGUGAGAGUGGGCUGGUCCCUGGACAGCUGCAGCACCCAGCUGGGGGAGGAGCCGUUCUCCUACGGCUACGGCGGCACCGGCCGCAAAUCCACGGACGGGAAAUUCCAGAGCUACGGAGCCGCCUUCGGAGAGAGCGACGUCAUCGCCUGCCUGGCGGACUUCGAGGCGGGCGCGGAGGUGGAGCUGUCGUUCCUGAAGAACGGGCGGUGGCAGGGCGUGGCGUUCCGCGUGCCCAAGGUGGCGCUGGCGGGCCGGGCGCUCUUCCCGCACGUGCUGGUCAAGAACUGCGCCGUGGAGUUCAACUUCGGGCAGCGGCCGCAGCCCCUGCGCCCGCUGCCGCCCGCCUUCCGCCUCAUCCAGCACCUGCCGCUCGCCCAGCGCCUGCGCGGCACCCGCGGGCCCGGCAGCAAGGCCGAGUGCGAGAUCCUGAUGAUGGUGGGGCUGCCGGCGGCGGGGAAGACGACGUGGGCGGUGAAGCACGCGGCCGCCAACCCCGACAAGAAGUACAACAUCCUGGGGACAAACGCCAUCAUGGACAGGAUGAGGGUGAUGGGGCUGAGGAGGCAGAGGAACUACGCGGGGCGCUGGGACGUGCUGAUCCAGCAGGCCACGCAGUGCCUGAACCGCCUGAUCCAGAUCGCGGCCCGGAAACGCCGCAACUACAUCCUGGACCAGACCAACGUGUACGGCUCGGCGCAGCGGCGCAAGCUGCGUCCCUUUGCGGGGUUCCAGCGCCGGGCCAUCGUGGUGUGCCCCACGGAGCCGGAGCUGCGGCGGCGCACGGCCGAGCGCACGCGCCAGGAGGGCAAGGACGUGCCCGAGAGCGCCGUGCUCCAGAUGAAGGCCAACUUCUCUCUGCCGGAGCCGGGCGAGUUCCUGGACUCGGUUCACUUUGUGGAGCUGCAGCGCGACGCCGCCGCCGCGCUCGUCCGCACCUACAACCGCCAGGGCCGGAGCGCGGCCGCAAUGACCACAGGAGUGACCGCUGGAGUGACCACACUGACCACAGCGACCACACUGACCACAGGGACCGGAGUGACCGCACUGACCACAGGAGUGACCGCUGGAGUGACCACACUGACCACAGCGACCACACUGACCACAGGGACCAGAGUGACCGCACUGACCACAGGAGUGACCGCCGGAGUGACCGCUGGAGUGACCACAGUGACCACAGCGAUCGGAGUGACCACAGGGACCGGAGUGACCGCACUGACCACAGGAGUGACCACACCAGGGACCACACUGACCACAGGAGUGACCGCUGGAGUGACCACACUGACCACAGCGACCACACUGACCACAGGAGUGACCACAGGAGUGACCACAGGAGUGACCACACCAGGGACCACACUGACCACAGGAGUGACCACAGGAGUGACCACACUGACCACAGCGACCACACUGACCACAGGGACCGGAGUGACCGCACUGACCACAGGAGUGACCGCUGGAGUGACCACAGGAGUCACCACAGUGACCACAGCGACCACAGUGACCACAGGGACCAGAGUGACCACACCAGUGACCACACCAGUGACCACAGGAGUGACCACACUGACCACAGGAGUGACCACAGUGACCACAGGAGUGACACCAGGAGUGACCACAGGAGUGACCACACCAGGGACCACACCAGGGACCACCGCAGUGACCGCUGGAGUGACCACAGGAGUGACAACAGGAGUGACCACAGGAGUGACCACACCAGUGACCACAGCAACCACAGUGACCACCGCAGUGACCGCACUGACCACAGGAGUGACCACAGUGACCACAGGAGUGACCACACCAGUGACCACAGGAGUGACCACACUGACCACAGGAGUGACCACAGUGACCACCGCAGUGACCACACCAGUGAGCACACCAGUGACCACAGGAGUGAGCACCGGAGUGACCACCGGAGUGACCGGAGUGACCACAGGAGUGACCACACUGACCACAGGGACUGGAGUGACCACAGGAGUGACCACUCUGAGCACAGGGACCGGAGUGACCACACUGACCACAGUGACCACCGGAGUGACCACAGGAGUGACCACAGGGACUGGAGUGACCACCGGAGUGACCACUCUGACCACAGGAGUGACCACAGGAGUGACCACAGUGACCACAGGGACUGGAGUGACCACAGGAGUGACCACCGGAGUGACCACUCUGAGCACGGGCACCGCGCUGACCGCCCGGCCGGACGGCGCCCGCAGCCGCCAUUCCGGAACUUUCCACGGCCGCCAUUCCGGAACUUUCCACGGCCGCCAUUCCGGAACUUUCCAUGGCCGCCAUUCCGGCCCCUUCCGUGGGCGCCGCGCGUUCCGGGCAGCGCGCAACCGCCCAG
Vidua chalybeata is the source of this 3432-nucleotide messenger RNA. RefSeq lists its product as uncharacterized. The transcript is spliced from 13 exons. Gene Ontology annotation, molecular function: protein binding. The record is from RefSeq and is a predicted model, not a curated record. The annotation marks the transcript as partial. Lineage: Eukaryota; Metazoa; Chordata; Aves; Passeriformes; Viduidae.